AUGGCGACGAGCGCGAACGAUAUUGACGCUCUUGAAAAGUCAGCCCUCCACCAUGUCGAGGAUGCGCUGGGUGUCGGCGCAGUCGUCGAGGCGAUGAGAGCCACUGAUGAAGAACAUGAGCAAACUCUCUGGCAAGCCCUUCGAGCCAACCGCAAGGCCGUCGGAUGGUCCGUCUUGAUUUCCAUGUCUGUUAUUAUGGAGGGAUACGAUACUAUCCUAAUGGGCAAUUUCUUUGCCCUCCCCACAUUUAACCAAAAAUAUGGCCAGUUCUAUGGGGGUUCCCUCGGCUGGCAGGUAUCAGCUCCUUGGCAAAGUGGGCUCAACAUGGCCAGCACAAUCGGUGCUAUUUUCGGUGGUCUGCUUAACGGCUACAUUGCCAGUAAGUACGGGUAUCGCAAAGUCAUGAUCGUCGCUCUCGGAUUUUUGACCGCUUUUAUUUUCAUCGUCUUCUUUGCCAACUCUGCCCCCGUUCUGCUUGUGGGCGAGCUCCUCUGUGGUCUCUCUUGGGGUGUAUUCGCCACAGUUGGACCUGCCUACGCUUCAGAAGUUUGCCCGACUAACUUGCGUGGAUACCUCACCAUCUAUGUCAACAUGUGCUGGGCCAUCGGCCAGAUGAUUGCCGCUGGCGUGCUUUAUGCUAUGCUGAAGCGGACCGAUGAAUGGGGCUAUCGCAUCCCCUUUGCGCUGCAAUGGAUCUGGCCUAUGCCUUUGAUGGUUAUCUGCUUCCUGGCUCCGGAGAGUCCCUGGUUCCUGGUACGCAGUGAUCGUCUCGAGGAGGCUAAGAAUAGUAUCCGUCGCCUGGGAGGUGACAAGACUGAAGAACAAAUCAAUGGCCAACUAGCGAUGAUGGUUCACACGGCCAAGAUCGAGUCCGAAAUCGAAGCUGGGACUACGUACUGGGACUGCUUCAAGGGUGUUGAUUUACGCCGCACCGAAAUCUGCUGCGUAGCAUUUGCCGGUCAGAUUCUUUCUGGAAGCUCAUUUGCCUACUCGCCUACGUAUUUCUUUGAGCAGGCCGGUAUGGAUCCCAACAGGGCGUUCCAGAUGGGAGUUGGUUGCACCGCAGUGGCUUUUACUGGAGUUGUGUUGUCUUGGUUCCUCAUCACCUACGUCGGCCGGCGAACCUUGUAUGUUUGGGGCCAGGGCGGCCUUAGUACUAUCCUCUUCAUUAUUGGUAUCAUCAGUGCGUCCUCACAUACCCCCGGCGCCAUGUGGGCACAAGCCGGUUUCUGCUUCCUUUGGCUGUUCGUUUUUGCCCUGACUAUUGGUCCUAUCACCUAUUCUCUUAUUUCGGAGACAUCGUCGGUGCGGCUGCGACCAUUGACCGUUUGCCUGGCGCGUACAGCCUACCAGUUAGUGAAUGUUAUCUCGCAGGUGCUGGAGCCUUACUUCAUGAACCCCACUGCCUGGAACGCAUCUGGCAAGACAGGGUUUUUCUGGGGUGCCACAGCACUCUGCGUCUUCAUCUGGGCAUACUUCCGUCUUCCUGAGCCUAAGGGGCGUACUUACGCCGAGCUUGACAUCCUCUUCGCAAGCAAAACUCCAGCCCGCAAAUUUGCUACGACUCACGUGGAUCCAUACGCCGUGGGUGCGUCUGUCUCCCAGGAAGGUCUUGUCCGGAAUCAAACAACACAAGGGAAGGAGUGA
Molecule: messenger RNA, 1647 nt
Organism: Talaromyces amestolkiae
Lineage: Eukaryota; Fungi; Ascomycota; Eurotiomycetes; Eurotiales; Trichocomaceae
Exons: 2
Coding region: 1-1647 (548 amino acids)
Biological process (GO): carbohydrate transport; transmembrane transport
Cellular component (GO): membrane
Molecular function (GO): carbohydrate:proton symporter activity
Source: RefSeq, a predicted model, not a curated record